Arabis nemorensis is the source of this 1167-nucleotide messenger RNA. The record is from the annotation of a GenBank genome assembly. Lineage: Eukaryota; Viridiplantae; Streptophyta; Magnoliopsida; Brassicales; Brassicaceae.
AUGAGUGCUCUCAACGGUGUUGAAGAACCCAGCGAGAUGCAUCCCAUCGGAGGAGAAGAAGUUGAUGAUUCUGAAGAGAAGGACAAAAUUGGGAACAGAGCAAAGGAGAUUUCUGUCAAGUAUGACUCGAAAAGUGCCACAGGGUUUGUUGGAAUCGUCAAGGAAAAGGAUGAAAAGGCAUACAUCAACUCUCUGCUCCAAAUGUUAUUCCACAUACCUUACUUAAGAAAGCUUGUCAGAAACAUUCCCGAGACUGUGAAGGAUACAUCUACACUAUCAACCAUCAAGCAAUUGUUUUACAAUCUUGAGAUUAGUGAUAUUAGUGUUUCCAAAGUGGCGUUGCUUAGUUUUUCUGAUGCUUCAUUAGAAGACGAGGUUCGAACUCUCUGUAAAGAAUUUGAAGACAAAAUGAAGGGUAUGGUGGAAGAAGGAGCAAUGAGGAAGUUGUUUGAAGGUCAAUACAAUAAGAACGGAAACGUCCGUGACACGUUUUUUGGCUUGGACCUCGAGGUUAAAAACUGCAAGGAUGUUUAUGCUUCGUUGAACAAGUACAUUGACGAUAAACAAAGCGGUGCCUUCACAGCCUUUCCCCCGGUUCUGCAGCUUCGUCUUGUGAGGUCUUGCGGUGAUGACAAGAACACGCUAGAGGUCAAUGAUGGGUAUGAAUAUCCAUAUCAGUUGGAUCUUGAUAGAGAGGAUGGAAAGUAUUUGAGUAAUGAUGCCGAUAAGAACAUCCGCAACCUAUACACACUUCAUAGUGUGCUUGGUCACAAUACUAGUGACAAUUACUUUGCAAUUAUAACUCCAAAACUCUCAAAAACUUGGUUCAAGUUCGAGGACGAACAAGUCACUCUACUGGCUAUGCAAAGAAACAUGGAAGAGCAAAACGGUGGUGAAGAAGAGUUUCCACCUUUUAAGUUCACAGACGGAUCCAUUGCACCGAUGCUCAUAUAUUGCCGGAAAAAGGGGAGGGACAUGUUACGUUGCAUUGAUGGAAAAGAGAUAAAUGAGAAGCUCCGCACAAACGAAAUGAAACCAUCUGACAUUUGUGGCUUAUGCUCCGGUGUGGGAUCCGCAGUCAUUGACGUGGAAGAUUUUGGAGUCAUCUCAGCACCAAAGGCACCACCAAAUCCAAAGGUCACCAAAAUAUCAACAAGACAAUCGUAG